GGACCGUGUGUGCAGCCUAAAUGUCGAACUGGAACCUGUUGAAGCAUCAGACAACGCCAAUGGUUGCUGCCAAGCCAACGGGGGCCAGUGACUUGACUGUUACUCCAGCUCCAGUCGCAUUAGUCUCCAAUGAGAACACCACGGAACCCGUCGACAAGAACGAUGCCUUCGACGAGAUCAAAAACAAGUUCCUGAACGAAAUCGACAAGAUCCCACUGCCAUCCUGGGCCAUCAUUGCCAUUGCCGUGGUCGCUGCUUUACUCAUUCUAACCUGCUGCUUCUGCAUCAUCAAGAAAUGCUGCUGCAAGAAGAAGAAGAACAAGAAGGGCAAGAAGGGGAAGGGUGACAUGGGAAUGAAGAACCUGAAAGGGGGAGAGAAACAACAGGAUGAUGAUGACGAAGAAGAUGAUGUGGAGCCCGGACUAACUGGAGACGAGAAAGAGGAGGAAGUGAAAGAGAAGGAAAAACUUGGGAAGCUGCAGUAUUCCAUCGAUUAUGACUUCCAGGAGAACAAGGCAAGCAUGUUAUUGGACUGGUAUAAGUUCAUAAACCUGACUGUUGGAAUCCUGCAAGCAGCUGAUCUCCUCUCCAUGGACAGUGGAGGCACCUCAGACCCGUACGUCAAGGUCUUCGUCCUCCCUGACAAGAAGAAAAAGUAUGACACAAAGGUUCACAAGAAAACCCUCAAUCCUGUGUUCAAUGAGACCUUCGUUUUCAAGAUACCAUUCCAAGAAAUGGGAGGGAAGACUUUAGUCAUGUCUGUCUAUGACUUUGAUCGCUUCUCGAAACACGAUAUCAUCGGAGAGAUUAAAAUACCCAUGAACACCCUUGACUUGGCAAAGCCAAUUGAAGAGUGGAGAGACCUGGAUAGUGCGGAUCAAGAGGAGCCAGAGAAGCUCGGGGACAUUUGCAUUUCCCUACGUUACGUGCCCACCGCUGGCAAGCUCACGAUCUGUAUUUUGGAGGCUAAGAACCUGAAGAAAAUGGAUGUGGGCGGACUUUCAGCCAUCGGUGCGGUCCCGCUCUGCUCACGUGCUCCAGCUGCACGUGCUGAGGCUGCAGUGCUCACCAUGCAGCAGCACAUCACUCAUCCUGGCUUUUGCUGGGGCCCCAUCUAUCCCUAUGUGAAAAUCAACUUGCUGCAGAACGGAAAGAGACUGAAGAAGAAGAAGACCACUGUGAAGAAGAACACUUUGAAUCCUUACUACAACGAGUCUUUCAGUUUUGAGAUUCCUCUUGAGCAAAUGCAGAAAAUCCAAGCUGUGAUCACAGUCCUGGAUUAUGACAAGAUUGGCAAGAACGAUGCCAUCGGAAAGAUCUGGGUGGGAAGCAAGUCCACGGGGGCCGGGCUGAAACACUGGUCCGACAUGCUGGCCAAUCCCCGUCGCCCCAUCGCCCAGUGGCAUCCACUGCAGCCAGAGGAGGAGGUGGAUGCCUCCCUCGCAGCCCUGAAUGCCAAGAAGUAAACCUCGCCACCUUCACCCCCACCCACCCAUCCAUCUCCCAUUUCCCCCCCCCAAGCCCUACAUUGUCAGUGUAUAUUCCAGUAAUACACCCCCUCCGCCCCCCUCCACCACAUUCAUCUUGCACUGCCACCUCUCCAAAGAUCCAUAGAGAGCAUUUGACAUGGUGGGAAAGGUAGAGGAAAAGCGUCUUAUUCUAUUUUAUCGUGUCAUUGAGCAAAGAAGAAAAGUAACAAGAUGGACAGAUACUCAGUUAAUUUCCUUUAGAUCUAUUUUUGUAUUGGGGUUGUGGUUACAUUAAUGAGAAUACAGAGUAGACUAUAAAGAAAAUAAGAAGCUGUGAUAGAGGGGAUAAAACAUACGUUCACUCAUAUUGUACUUCUAACCCUUUCCCUUUAGUGGCAUAGUUUGCUUUGAAUAGUGCUUAACAAUAAAAUGCUUUAUACUGCCAUAUGAUAGAGAUAUAACACAAGCAGGUCCAUUCCGUAGGUGUAUUGUGCACCAUGUCCCGCACCUGCCAGUUAUCAUGCUAGAUGAUUCUGUUUGUUUGAAGUACAUUCCUAGAGUUGGGUAGCCGAGUAGGGAUAGCAAUAUGUCCAGUUACCCACAAACACACUGCCUUUUCGAUUAGUUAACUUUCGACCCAUCGUCUCAGGAAAACUGAGAGGAAACUGAAACUCCAUGCCUUUUUUUUCUAAACGGGUUACUGUUGUUCAAACGCGCCACUGGACGAGAAAGAAAUCGAAUUUGAAAUGGUGGAUUUUUUUGGGUGACCUACGUCUCACGGCUAGUGUAGGUUAGUGCCGGGGUAGAGGAGGGGGGGUUCAGGACUUUCAGUACAACAAAAAAGAGAAGAAAAAACAACAAAGGGAUGUUUUGUGUAUUUUUAAUUGUGAAAAAAAGUCUAAAUGAAAUGGGAAAAAAAACAAAAAAAAAACAAAGACUGUCUGUCAUCUGAACCAGAAAAAAGCAUGGAAACAUCUGAGACUGAUUCCAACCACCAAUGACAUGAUAUUUACAAGGUGUUGAUUACUGCCUGCAGUCUACCACCUCCCCUCCCAACACCUCCGAUUCUGUAUCACACCUGUUCAGUGCUACUGCCAUUAGUCAUGGACUUGACACAAGGGUUUUUACUUCAAAAGGAAUCCCUAUAACCGUCUUACAGUCAUAAAGGAGACAAGCCUUCCAAGUAACAAAAUAAGCAAUUUUCAACUACCAGGGACGCCUUCCAGUUAGUAGUGUUGUUCUCUUCAUUUCUUUUUCUGCUAGUUUUUUUCUUCUACCCCCCAUUUAUUUCUUUAGCUUCAAACACGUUUAUUCCUUAAGCACUUUAAAUCUUUUAAAUACGAACGCUCAGAAAUCAGAGCUUUUAUUUAUAUCUGUUGGGAAUAAUUGCAUUCCUUGAAAAGAAAAGAGCAAGGGAGUGCAUCAUCGUUAUUAUAAUUAUUGUUAUUAUUUAGUUGGUUUUGUUCUUGAUUUCUUUGGCUUCGGCUUCUGUGAAUGUGUUUAAAGCGCUUGGACAUUACAUUUCUCACUUGGUUGCAAAGAUGUGGUCCUGAAGAAGGCACUGAUCCACGUGUAUUUCAUACACAGCGUACCAAACUGUCGAAUAUAAUUGCACUACUGGGUGUUAUUCUGUUCUGUGGCAGUUUGACUGCUCUUUAAGAUCUGUAUUGUUUUUUCUUUCUGAUAAAAUGUUGUGAAAUGGAAUUUUUCUGUGGCACUUUCCAGCUGGUCUCUCUUUUUUUUAAUGAAUGGAUAAGAAAAAGAGACAUAUUUCAGGCCAAUACCUCACCCCCCUCCUGGAUUCUUCAAAGGAUGGAUCAGGUUCAGUACAGAGAGCCCAAGACACGUCCGUGCCAACAGCUGUCGCAAUGACUCAGUAUAAUCUCUUAUCCCGUCUCCCCAAGUUCAAAGGCAAAUAUAGGGUAGAAGAAAUAAAGAAGGCCUUUAACGGGCUCCAGUGAAUUUUCACAAAAUGCAUCAUAGCUAUUAACUUGUGGCUGCCAAAAAUCUGAGCUAACCACAAACCCCAACUUACUAGCGGGCAAUGUCUCAGCCAGAAGACUAACAUAAUUAACAAUGGUCUAGUUUUAUUUCUUUUCAAAUGACUAGCUUUCAGUUUACAUUUGUCAUAAAUGUAAGUGGGGUUUUGGAUGAAUUUUAACACCGCAACCAAAAAAAAAAAAGGGCAGGUCUUUCUUUGGCUCUCUAUACUUGUAAAUAAACAUUUUGUGAACGGCGAACUUUUUGAGGAUGACCUCGGCUUGCUGCAAAAUCCAGACUAGUCGAUCAAAAACUCAUUGCCUCUUAGUAAACUGAAGACUACUUACUUUCCUUUUUUACUUAAAGACAAGUGAGUGAGAUGUGUGUUGUGUCAGGAUCCCAGUGUGCUUCUUUCCGCGGGUCUAGCUGUUACUCACACAAACUGCUGAUUGUGAGGAUCAAAAAGCAACAAUUACCAGCUGACUGUGUCAAAUGUAAAGCAAAUGCAGUCGAUCUUUUAAGCAUUGCCACAGCUUUUGGGGAAUUUAAUGAAUGUUGGCCCUUGUAUUUUUCUCUGUUUUUUUCUCUUUAUUUUUCGUUUUUAACUAUCACAGACCAAAAUUUAGUUUCUCAUCAUGCAUCAUUUUUUUGUUGAUGAAACAACACUAAAGAAAAGGCAACAUGGAAGCAAUCAAGCAACCCAUUGAUGUGUAGUUUUGCCUAUAUACAUAGUUCAUACAUGUUGAUACUGCAUGUUUCUACAAAAUACUGUACAUAAAAGCAUGUUUUAGAGACGAAGCAAAAAUAUCUCGUGUACGUAAAUGGGUGUCAUUUGCCAUUUUAAUAACACAGUGAUGGAAAGAAAAGAUGCACUGUAUAUUUUCUAAACUGAACAAAGUGUUUAUUUUCCAUGAGGGUCAUUGGAGGGAAUAUCAUACAAAUGUAAAAGUAAUAUUACCAAUAAGAACCUUCCCUAAGCCCGAAAUUCUUAAGCAAGUGUGUCGUCCAGUACCGUGUGUGAGUUCAUGUAGGAUGAAGAUGUAGCCGCAUGCUUGCUAUCUAAAUUCCCCGUGCUCAAGAUUUUCAUUUGAUCACAUUUAUUUGCCAUUCAUUUUGUUUAGGAAGCUCUCAAAGUGUCAGAGUUAAAUAUAUUUUCCAUACAUAAUUGCUCUUGGUUUGCUUGUUUGUUGUUGUUUUUUUUGUUUGUUUUUAUAUUGAUUUCUUUUAAAGAGAUGUGUGCUUUAGGUUUUUAUUGUUUGGGGAUAUCCAAGUCUGAAGGGUGAUGAUAUUUUUAUUUUUUUUAAGUUUAACGUUAUUAUGAGAAAAAAAAAAGGUAAAAGAAAGAAAGAAUAAUUCUCAAUAAAUAAGUAGACUGCAGGAGUUAUUUGUGCCAGCACUGACAACGUAUGACGUUUGAUAGAUCAUAUAAACAUUUAGGGGCCAAAAGAUGAAUAAUCUCUUUGCAUUAAACACAAAUGACUUGGACACCCCAAUUUCUCUUGAUUUACUCAGUUUUCCUCCUCUAUUUGACUUACCUGGAACACUUAACGGCUGUGUCUCUUUUACUGUGUCUAGUAAUCAAUAUGUGUACAUGUGGACAAAAUAAAUUAAUAAGAUAAACCGAAAGCCAUAAAACUCAAGCACUAACUCUUUAGAGCUCAGCCGAGUAGCUAGAGUUUAUUUAUGAUGAAAAAAAGUUCGACAUUGUCUUCAUUUUCCUUGGCUGAUAUCUCUCCUACAUUCCUUCCAGAGGUUUUUGUUCAUUGAGAGAGCAAAAUCCAUUGUUCUGUAUAUAUGAGCAUUGAGAACAGUUGUGAGAUUAGUAGAGUGUGUGUGUCUUUUUCUACUUUCAGAGCUGUUGAUGUCCUUGUUUAAUAGAUGUAGCGGAUUUUACAGUAUUGUGUUUAGUAAUGUAUUUCCUUGUUUUGAUAGUAUAAAUGUAAGAUAUAUCACAAUACAUUCUCAGUAAUAAUGCUAAAAGUAUAUAGAAAUAUACAUAGAUGAGAGUGUGUUCUAGUCUUGGGCUGAGUGCAAUUUAUGAGCUAUUCAGGGGUCACUCUUUUAGUUUCUCUUUUUCCAAUUUAACAGAAGAAUGUACUUGUACAAUCAAAAUAUAAUUACAGGAAGAUUUAGGCUUAGUGAGAGGGAUUUUGUUGUUGUUACUUUGUUUUUACUUUUUUUUCUUUUUUGCCUUGCAAGCUGCUCAAACAACAACGAUUAAAUUGAGAAAAGAGAAACUUAAAAUGGUACAUCCCAAAUUUUAAGCCUGAAUCCCUCCCAUAGAACUAUGCAUAUAUUUAUGAUUUUCACAGACUCAUGGCAGAAAUAUCUGAAGAAAAGUGUGUUUUCUGCAGAUGAAGUGAAACUAAAGAAAUGGUUCAAGAUUUUUGGGGGAAAUCGUUUUCUUGCCAGAAGCUAUACACAAUGAAAGGACACAUCUGUUUUCCUGCAAAGGUUAAGAGGAACCAGGCAAAUGAGUUUUGUCAGUACACCUAAGUACAGUCAAUAAUCUAGUGAUAUUUAUGAAAACAGGAAUAGUUUUGAAAACAGGCUGUGGAAUCGCCCACUGGGUUGUAGGAUGCCAUUUUUAACAUUAACCAAAACUUUUUUUUUCUUUUUCUUUUUACAAGAUAUCAAACAUUUAACCUUAAAUGUUUGCUCGGAAAUUCUUUGGUUGUUUACAAGUCACAUUUUAAGAUAUAUAUUUAUAUAACCUAUGUAAGAGCAUUAAAGUUGUUACACGCAUAUCCGUGGUAUCUAAAUCUGUGAAGUGUUAACAUUUUACUCAGACAGGUUUGGUUGAGUCAGGAUUUAGCUAGCUUAGCCUAGGUAGCCAGGAGGAAAAAAUAGCUUGAUGUUGUCUUUGCUUGCCAGAUGUUGAACAGAAUAAUUUUACCCUUUUUUAUUUGGUUUUGUUUUUAGAUUUAGUUUGUGUAUAUUUUCAAAAUAUUGUUGGCUGAAUGUUUGUUAAUUAGUUAGCUCUAGGCUUGAUUGUGUGUUGCCUUUAUUUUGAUUAAAAAAUUAAGCUAGCACAUUUAGCAGACAGAUAAGAAGGAGGUGUCUCCUACUCAUUUCUUUCUUGGCAAGAAAUCGAAUAAGCACAUUUUCCAAAGAGUCGAACUAUUCCUUUAAGGUCACCUCAAACACUGAAUUUUCUUGAAGUGAACAGGCGACAGUCCUCAGUGUGUUGCAGGUUGUUUCACAUUGUCUGAUGCAAUAUAGUAUUUAUUCAUUAUCCCAUUACUCCCACUGACUGUGACCAAAUAAUGUACUGAGAAUAGUUUAUUGCAAGAUCUCAGUUCAAAAAUACUGCCAGCACCUGAUUACAUUUGCCUGCAUUCGCCACCACUGUUUGGUUCUGCAAAGCCAAGAUAACAAUUCACGCAGAGCAAAGACAGAGUGCAUCAGAUGUUGUGGCAAAUGUUUUUGAAGGUCAAUUCAUAGCACACUCGAGGAAUUUAUUUUUGAUUCCUUUCACUGCCUGGGUCACAGCAGUAACAUAAUCAUUGGACAAGUUCUAUGGGGGAGUAUGACUGGGAGCGGUCCACCUGUAUCUUCAAUAAACAAAUCAAAUGAAGGGCCCUUUAAUAGACAUGGUACAAAAACACAGCACUCGAUUAUACAACAUAAAUUACAGGUAUGCGUACUUGGGACUCAUAGCUAAUUUCUAAAUGUACAUCUUUGUGUGUAUAGCCAAUACUCAAAAUAAUACUCUUAUUUAUGGUUUAAAUAUUGUCAUUUAUCUGUUCUGAUAAUGGCUGUAUAGAUAUAUGAUAUCUUAGGCACAAAUGCAUCUAAAGCUGUGUGGUUUCAGAGAGUUUUAGAGCACGUUCAUAUAGAUCAGAUUUCUUUUGUUUUCACUUUUAAACAAACAAUGGGAGUUAAAAAAGGAAACUAUGCGAAAUUCAGUGAUCAUUUACCGCAUUGUCAAAAUGUAUCAAAGAGCCUUCAAUUGGUAAAGGCAUCCCACUGAAAUAUGUUGUCUUGUCUCCUCUAUUACUCACUGUACUUCUUUGUAUUCUUCUGUAUAUGUGUAAUCACCUCUUCGGUCUUGCUAUUUAUUUCGUUAUGUAUACCUCUAAUGUAGGGUUAGGGUUUGAGACCAUGCCAGAUAUUUGUCACCAUACUCUUUCACAUUUGCUUUCUGUUUGUGUCUUCGUGUUGUUUCCGUGUAACCAACUCUCAGUAUCAUUAUGCUGAACAGAAAGCAGGCUCACUGAUGUCUCUACCGAUGUUGCUUUUGGUGAACGUAAAGAUUGCUAGCCUUCAUGUUUACAACAUGGACAUUCUGUAUACUGCCAAACAUGCAGGGCCGUACCAAACUCCUCUGUUGAGUGCUUGGUCCUCCACCUCCCAGCCUGAUCCAGCUGUAAUUUCAAGACUUGUUUCUUUUUCCUGCUUCACCACUUUCUCUUGAUCAUCUUUUAAAGCAUUGGAGGGUAGUCAGGUUGUGUCCCCUAGCGGUGUUUCUUCGUGUCUAGUGUCGUGGUGCGCGUGUUCAUGUCAGUACUUGUGCCUACUGUGGAUCGCAUGCUUUAGCCUUUGACUGGACACAAACGUUGCUCACAAACUCCUCUUGACCCUUAUGUGGACAUAUGUUGGGGAUCCUUAUAAAGUUAUCAAGGGAACCAAAUAACUUAUUACAAAUUUAUCAUAUGUGUUACCAGUUCUGUAAAAACAAAUAGGAAAUAAAGGCCUUUUAAUUACCAUACAUUGUUUGUCUUCAAUCUGCAGCGUUUAAUGUCUCAAAGUUAUUUGAUCAAAUAAUGGGUCUGAGGCUAUAAUGCAACAUAUUUAAACGGGUCAGUGUUACAUUCUGGAAGCUGGGGGACAGGCUACAUGUAUAGUGACUCACAGCUGACUGUUAAUCUUAAUAAAAGUGGUAAGUACACAUUGUUAGUGAUAUCUUAAUUUGCUUAUUUUGGGGGAAAAGAAUACAAUUUUUUUGUUUAUCUACUUUAUUUUCUUUCAUUACAGCUAGUUCCAUUCUGUAAAUGAAUCAAAGACUUAAAAAAAGCAUUUCAAUAGGAAAUCAAAAGAACAAAUUUAACAAAAUACCACACUUGAAACUGGUUAGAUUUAUAAGGUGUAUGUUUAUUGAAGGAGUGGGGUUAUACCACAUUGCCGUUGGCUCAUUUACUGUAGGUGCAAAAUAUAGAUAAGUUGGAAUGUGAAUGAUAAUGACUGCUGGCUAGAGUUAAAAACUUUGGAUGAGGCUUUUUAUUAAAAAGGCUGUCAUGAAAAAAUGUUAUAUAUUCAUCACAGCCAUAAGAACAGCCCCCCAAAAAAGAGAGACUAAAUGAAGUGUAAAUUUGCAAUCUAGUAAUCCAUAAAUAAAUAAAUAUAGCUCUCUUAUAAACAUAAUAUAGGACAUUUUUAUUCUACACUUUGUUUUAGUGUCUACGUAGUCAAUUGUUUUUGAAG
Molecule: messenger RNA, 8873 nt
Organism: Menidia menidia (Atlantic silverside)
Lineage: Eukaryota; Metazoa; Chordata; Actinopteri; Atheriniformes; Atherinopsidae
Source: the annotation of a GenBank genome assembly